AUGUUCAUGCCGCCGAACCAGUGGCUGUCGCUGCUGCGCCAGGCUCCGGAGGGCCGGCUGCGGUCUGCGCUGCAGCGGCUGCGCGUGGGCGUGACAGCAGGGGCGGCGCUCAAGGCGGAGGCGCACGCCUGGAUCGAGGCACGCACGGGCCGGCCGCUGAUACAGUGGUACGGCCAGACAGAGGCCUUCCACCUGUGCAUGGCGCUCAACCGUCGCCCCCCAGUGCCACCUGGCUCCGUGGGCCGGGUCAAUGACGGGGUGCAAGCCAAGGUAUUGGACUUAGAGACUGGGAAGUGUCUCGGUCCAGGAGUCGAUGGCGAGCUGUUCUUCAAAGGAUGGGCCAUCAUGGAGGAGUUCGUGGACAAAGAGGGUUGGAUCCACACCGGAGACGUGGGGCACUACGACGCUGAUGGCAACUUUUACGUCGUCGACAGAGUAAAGGAACUCGUCAAAUACCGUGGUGUUCACGUAUCGCCUUCAGAGCUGGAGGCGUGGCUGCUGGGACACCCGCAGGUGUCUGAGGCAGUGGUGGUGGGCCUGCCGCACGACGAGGACCAGGAGCAUCCAGCAGCCUUCGUCGUACUGGCCCAGGGCGCUACCGUCACUACUGACGAACUGAGGCAGCUGGUAAAAGAGAAAGCCCGGGGCAGCGAGGAGAAGCUGCUACAUGGGGGUGUCUUCCUAGUAGACUCCAUCCCUCGCAUGGCCACUGGAAAGGUCAGCAGGGGGCAACUGCGGCACUCUCUCCUGGAGAGGAUCAAAGGAAGGGCCUAA
Molecule: messenger RNA, 774 nt
Organism: Schistocerca nitens (vagrant locust)
Lineage: Eukaryota; Metazoa; Arthropoda; Insecta; Orthoptera; Acrididae
Product: luciferin 4-monooxygenase-like
Exons: 4
Coding region: 1-774 (257 amino acids)
Biological process (GO): long-chain fatty acid metabolic process; fatty-acyl-CoA biosynthetic process
Molecular function (GO): long-chain fatty acid-CoA ligase activity
Source: RefSeq, a predicted model, not a curated record